Messenger RNA from Anneissia japonica, 3219 nucleotides. Its product is annotated as DNA-binding protein SMUBP-2-like. Bases 111 to 3200 code for a protein of 1029 amino acids. Gene Ontology annotation, molecular function: zinc ion binding; ATP hydrolysis activity; DNA binding. NCBI's taxonomy places the organism in Eukaryota, Metazoa, Echinodermata, Crinoidea, Comatulida, Comatulidae. The transcript is spliced from 17 exons. The record is from RefSeq and is a predicted model, not a curated record.
AGCAGAUCUUAGAAGAGUUUGCUCGUCUGUCAUGUUUAUAAAGUACGGCAAAUGCAAACUUACAGGAAUGUGAUUUAUUUUCAUAAUCAUACACACCAUUGUAGUAUGAUAUGGCAGUGGAAGCGUUUGUUAAAAAGCAACUGGAACUGAUCAACCUUGAAAGACAGGAGGAAAUAGAAGAGACAAGAGUGUUCCAAGAGAAUCUCCCUCUAAAAGAACUGCAACAAAGGGGAGUAUGUCUACUUAAAUUGCACAUCACCAGUCAAUACACUGGCCUGUAUGGGCGGAAGCUAGUUGUUUUUGAAGGUCCACAAACCAACACCAAUGGCUCCUUACCAGCUCAUAGCUUUUCUCCAGGUGUCAUUGUUGGUGUAUCAUCCUCCAAUGGCGAUAACUCAGGAUCCAAUCAGCUAUCUGGUAUUGUGUCACGUGUUACAGAUAAACUAAUCACAGUUGCGUUUGAUUCUGGUGAAGAUCUGCUGUCAUUGGACGAUUCAGGGGUUUACCGGUUGAAUAAACUUUCCGAUGAUGUCACAUUUAGAAGAAUUAAAAAAGCACUCGCAGCUUUGGAAUCUCACCAGCCAGGUCCAGCUUCCCAUUUAAUAGAUGUCUUAUUCGGAGAGGUGACUCCAAGUUCAAACCCUACCCCACCCCCUAUAAAGUCAGGAGAUGCAGAAGCAGCAGACAGACAAGGAACAGAAUUGCGUUUUAUCAACGAGAAACUAGAUGAGUCGCAACAAGAGGCUGUGAGAUUCUCGCUAUGCCAACGUGAGGUUGCUGUGAUUCAUGGUCCACCCGGUACGGGCAAGACAACGACAAUCAUCGAGGUCAUCCAACAAGCAGUUCAACGCAAAAUGAAGGUCUUAGCUUGUGCUCCUUCAAAUGUUGCAGUUGACAACCUUGUUGAAAGACUAGCCCAGUCAAAGGUUAAGAUAAUUAGGUUGGGUCAUCCGGCUCGAGCACACCGUGGAAUCCAGAAGUACUCCCUGGAUGCCAUCUUAUCAGUCAGCGAAGCUACCAAGAUCGUACAGGAUGUUAGGAGAGACAUUGACAAAACUCAGGCAAGUAUGGCUAAGAGUAAAGAUAAGGAAGAGAGACGAAAACUUCGCACAGAGUCCAAACACCUCCGCCAAGAGUUAAAGCAAAGGGAGGCGAAAGCAAUGCGUGAAAUUCUAACACAUGCAGAUGUUGUCUUGGCAACAACAACAAGUGCUUCACGAGAGGGUCCACUAUAUAACGUACCUAAAGAACACUUUGAUCUGGUGGUUGUGGAUGAAUGUGCUCAGGCCCUGGAAGCAAGUUGCUGGAUCCCCUUGCACAACGCUGCCAAGUGUAUACUCGCCGGAGACCAUCAACAGCUGCCAGCCACAAUCAAGUCAAACAAAGCUGCUAAAGAAGGACUUGCAAUUUCACUGAUGGAACGGGUGUUGGAUCUGCAUGGCGAUAGCGUGAUGCGGAUGUUGUCAGUGCAAUAUCGCAUGAAUGAUGACAUCAUGCGAUGGCCAUCAGAACAACUUUAUGAUGGCAAACUUUUAUCCCACGAAUCAGUUUCAGAUCAUUUACUCAAGGACCUUGCACAUGUUGCAGAGACAGAGGACACAUGUAUCCCACUGUUGCUAGUAGACACCGCUGGUUGUGACAUGCACGAACUAGACCUUCCGGAUGAAAUAUCGCGUGGUAACGAAGGUGAAGCUGAUUUAGUUGCUGCUCAUAUUGAGCGAUUAUUAUCAUCUGGUCUUCGAUCAUCGGAAAUAGCUGUAAUAUCACCAUACAAUCUGCAGGUUGAUCUUGUUCGCUUAAGAAUUUCUGCUAAGUAUCCAGACUUGGAGAUCAAAUCUGUUGAUGGAUUUCAAGGAAGAGAAAAGGAAGCAGUCAUCAUCUCCCUUGUGCGUUCCAAUACCAAAGGUGAAGUUGGCUUUCUUGCCGAGAAUCGACGUAUCAACGUUGCCAUAACACGUGCCAGACGACAUCUUGCCGUAUUCUGCGAUUCUGAAACUGUUAGCCAUCAUGAAUUCCUAAAAUCAUUGGUAAAUUACAUAAACAGUAAUGGUGAAGUGAGAAGUGUAUUUCACUAUCAGAAUGAAAUGAAUCAAUGGGAUGAUGUUCCUAGGCCUGAUUACAUUGACUUCAGUGGUCUUCAGAAAGUGUCUGCCGUCAAGAAAGUUAAGCCCACAACUGGUUCAAGAUGUCAGAAUCCUAGGCCUAAGCAAAGUCAGAAGAAAGGAAAUACUCAGAAGGGAGAAGGAAGGGGAAAAUCUGCUACCAAGAAUACAGCUAGUAUUAGAGAACAAUCAUCAGUUGCAAAAGGAGGAAUGCAGUGUCUGACUGAAAAAGAGAUUCAAACUCAAGUUGAGGAAUUUUUAAAUGAUAACAGCAGAAUGGCCAUGGCCUUCUCUACAAACCUGAACUCAAAAGAAAGAUUUCUAGUUCAUGAGAUUGCAGAAAGACUUGGGCUUAUUCAUGUCAGUACAGGUGAAGAUAACAUGCGUCAUAUCAGCAUUAGUAAAAAGCAAACCAAAGAAAAAGCAGCUCACCCGUCAAAUGAUACCCAAUCAAUGCCAAUGAAAAUGAAGAGUAAAAAAAAUAAAAAACAUUCAAGCUCUCCAGAAAUGGCAGCUAAAGAGGAAGUAGAAGGUAUGACCCCUGAGGGAGCAGCUGCUGUUGAAGACAACAUCGAAAAAGUUGAUGCCUCAAGUAUUAGGAAUUGUCAGUACUGCAAAAAGGAAGUAAACCUUGGCAAUCUCUUGUUGCAUGAACUUCAGUGCGAGAAAAUGCAUAUAAAGAAAUUGAAAGAUAAUGAUAAAUCAGUGACAAAAAAGAAAGCAAAACAAAAUCAAAAGAAAGUGAUAGAGAAAGUGGACGGUGAUGACUUUGAGGCUCUUAUUGCUGCAGCUGUUAAAGGAGACAACACAUGCAAUUUUGUAAAAUGCAAGGAAAAAAUAGCACUUAUUGGUCAACUGUGUAUUUUUUGCAACCGGAGAUAUUGUUUGUCUCACCACAUGCCAGAGAUUCAUGGUUGUGGGGACAAGGCACAUGCUCGAGCACGCAACCAACUUCAGAGAGAGAAGGUGUUUAGAAAUGGUAGUGGGACAAAAGAGAAAAAGAUUGACCCUGCCAGAAAAGCUAAUCUUCAAAGAAAAUUAGAUGCAAAGACUACCGAGAUGGAAGCUUUGCGUAAGAGGAAAGAUCAUAAAAAGUAAUAGAUAUUUAACCAUGUGU